AUGUGUCUAGUAGUUAUCAGACUAUUAUUAUAUCCAUCAGUUUUCAUUGGACUUCUGAUAUUAAAUAAUUAUGGUAUUAAUUAUUCUGAUAUUUAUGCAUCGUCACCAGAUUGUUGUUCACAAGGAUGUUUUAAUUAUUUUCGUCGUUUAAAACAAUUUCAUGAAUCACCAUUUGUAAAAUUUUCGUAUAAUUCUGCUGGUUAUAUAUUUUUUCUCUUACUAUUUUCUUAUUAUUUAUUAUUCAAUUUUAAAAGUCCAACAAAUGAAACUCCAAGUAUACAUUGGACAGAAAUUUUAGUUAUUAUUAUUGUAACAACAAUGCUUUUUGAAGAUAUUCGACAAUUCCUUCGUCAAGAUAGUCGUUCAAUGAUGGGAAAAUUUUCUAAUUAUUUUAUAAAAAAUUUGUUUGUCAGCUUAAUUCGUAUUGCAUCAUAUAUACUUUUUUAUAUUGGUCUUAUUCUUCGUUUUACAUAUGCAUCUACUGAUGAAGAUCUAUCAGUUUCUAAAAUAAUUCUUGCCUAUGAUCUUGAGAUUUGGUAUAUUCGAUCAUUAACUUUUCUUGGUGUUGCACGAAAAAUGGGACCAAAACUUGUUAUGAUACGAAAAAUGCUGAUUGAUUUAUCUUUCUUUACAUAUAUUAUUUUAAUUGCAAUGAUUGCAUAUGGUGUUACUUCUCGAUCUAUGUAUAAUUAUAAUGCAGAUAACAAUACUGAUGAUUUAGAAUUUGAUGGUCGAUCAGUUUUUCGACAUAUUGUUUAUCCGACUUAUUAUCUCAUGUAUGGAUCCACAGAUAACGAAUUAACAGCACUUGAUCGUAUAGUUUUAUUUUAUUUUGAUGACAAAUUUUAUAUUGAUUUAUUUUUUUGUUUAAUAGAAAAUCCUGACCUUAGUACGUCUAUUGCUACUCAAGUUUUAUUAGCAUUUCAUAUGUUAUUUGUUAACAUUCUUCUUAUCAAUCUUCUUAUUGCUAUGUUUAGUUAUACAUUUCAAACAGUUCAAGAUCAAACUGAUCUUGUUUGGCGCUAUGAACGAUAUUCAUUAAUUCGUGAAUAUUUUGAUCGACCACCACUUUUUCCUCCAUUUAUUAUUAUAACGCAUUCUAUUGAACUUAUUAAAUUUUUGAAACGACGUUGCUCAAAAAGAAAUAAUUCAAAUAUGAAAAAAAGUCACGCAAAGAUAUUUAAAAUGAUCGGUGCUAAUCGUGAAAUAGAUAAAGAGUGGUCAGAAUUUGAAAGUUAUGCAACAAAUCUUUAUGCUCGAACAAUAGUUUCUGGCCAACCAUCAUCAGCGGCUACUCUUAUACCAUCAAUAGCACGUCAAGAAGUUCCACCAACAACAUUAGAUACAAUUAAUGCUUCACAAUCACCAUCGAAUAUAGAUUUAAAAGCAAUUAAUGAUGAAAUGGCAUCAAUUAAACGAGUUAUUGGAGACCUUCGUACAUAUGCUGAAGAAAUGAACAGAUGUAUGCAAUGGAUGAUGGAUGCUAUGGAACGUGUUAAAAUGUCUAAAGAACCGAAACCAAAACUAAGAUCAGCAGUAACAACGAAUGGUAAGAUUAUUUAA
This is a messenger RNA of Rotaria sp. Silwood2, 1563 nucleotides long. The record is from the annotation of a GenBank genome assembly. Lineage: Eukaryota; Metazoa; Rotifera; Eurotatoria; Philodinida; Philodinidae.